This is a messenger RNA of Closterium sp. Naga37s-1, 232 nucleotides long. The record is from the annotation of a GenBank genome assembly. NCBI's taxonomy places the organism in Eukaryota, Viridiplantae, Streptophyta, Zygnematophyceae, Desmidiales, Closteriaceae.
CCGUCCCCCACGGGCCAACACACCACCACCUCCCCCUCCUUUUGGAAAUGGAGCGGGAUCUGACGGCGGGGCAGGGACGAGGCGGGACGACGGGAUGGUCGCGGGGUGCGGGUUCGGACGGGAUACGAGGGAUCUGCGCGGACGGUUGGUGAGCUGGCUGGCGAUCCGCCGCCACGCCCUUCGCGUUUUUCUCUCUCUUCCCCACAGCGACCGUCGCUGCACACGCGAGUAG